UCCUGACAUUGGUCAGUUAUAGUUAUUUAGUAAGAAGCAAAAUGAUUGUUGGCCUGCCUGAAAAUAGCUCUAAUUUAAGAUAAAUUCCCGCCAGUUCUUUUUUGUGGCACAGCAAAGUAAUAGCAACAAGUGUUAUUUGUCAUUUGUAACACUUUAUAAUUUACAUUUUUCUUUUACUACCUUAAUUUUCACUAUUCCUUAACAAAAUGGAUUCUAGUUCUCCGGUACGUUCUGAAAGACAUGCAGAAGCAAUGACAUCUCCUGCACCAGAAAUAGAUGAACCAUUUGAAGAUGAAGCUGAUUUACUUGAUGCUGAUAAUGAUGUUCCUCAAGAAGAGGAGGAAGGAGAAGAGCUAUUUGGAGAUAACAUGGAAGAUGAUUAUCGUCCUAUGCCAGCAUUAGAUAGAUAUGAUCCAGAUGCUGCAGAUGAUGAAGAGUACUCAGAAUUGUCUCAAGGAGAACGUGUAGCUGCUGAAGCUGUUAUGCGUAAAAGAGAUAGAGCAGCUGGCAUUAUCAGAGAUGACAGAUAUUUACUUUAUGAUGAAAGUGAUGACGAAGAUGUACAUGCACGUAAACGACGUAUGGCUGAAAAAGCAGCAACAGGUGAAAUUGAUGAUGCAGAAAUGAUUGAGUCUAUUGAGAACUUAGAAGAUACUAAAGGUCAUUCAGUUAAAGAGUGGGUAUCCAUGUUAGGACCGCGAACGGAAAUUUCGAAUCGUUUUAAAAGUUUUUUACGUACACAUACCAAUUCUAAGGGACAAUAUAUGUAUAAAGAACGAAUUCGUCAUAUGUGUGAGAGUAAUCAGUCUAGUUUUGUUGUGGAGUUUCCUAUUCUUGCCAGUAAAGAACACGUGUUAGCUUAUUUUUUACCAGAAGCCCCAUUUCAAAUGUUGGAAAUAUUUGAUGAAGUAGCAAAGGAACUAGUACUAACUAUUUUUCCAAGUUAUGAAAGAGUUACAAGCGAAAUUCAUGUUAGGAUAUCAGAAUUGCCUUUAAUAGAAGAAAUUCGAACAUUUAGGAAACUUCAUUUAAAUCAGUUAGUACGUACUUUAGGAGUUGUAACUGCAACUACAGGAGUAUUGCCACAAUUAUCUGUUGUAAAAUACGAUUGUACAAAGUGUGAAUAUGUACUUGGUCCUUUUGUACAAAAUCAAAAUACCGAAGUUAAGCCAGGAUCCUGUCCUCAAUGUCAAAGUGUUGGGCCUUUUAUGAUUAAUAUGGAACAAACGAUAUAUAGAAAUUAUCAAAAAGUUACCAUCCAGGAAUCGCCGGGUAAAAUUCCUGCAGGAAGAAUACCUAGAAGUAAAGAAUGUAUUCUUUUGUCAGAUCUGUGUGAUCGUUGUAAGCCUGGAGAUGAAGUAGACGUUACAGCCGUUUAUACAAAUAGUUAUGAUGGUUCUUUAAAUACGGAACAAGGAUUCCCAGUAUUUGCAACAGUUCUUCUAGCUAAUCAUCUACAAGUGAAAGACUCAAAAGAAAUUGUAGAAUCUUUGACUGAGGAGGACAUUGCUAGCAUUAUUGGUUUAAGUAGAGAUCAUCGAAUUGCCGAUCGUAUUGUUGCAAGUAUUGCGCCUUCAAUUUAUGGACAUGAAUAUACAAAAAGAGCUUUGGCAUUAUCAAUAUUUGGCGGAGAAUCAAAGAAUCCCGGAGAGAAACAUAAAGUAAGAGGCGAUAUCAAUGUGUUACUUUGUGGGGACCCAGGAACUGCUAAAUCACAAUUUUUGAAAUAUGUAGAAAAAAUUGCACCGAGAGCAGUAUUUACCACUGGCCAAGGAGCCUCAGCUGUUGGGUUGACUGCUUUUGUGAGAAAGUCACCAGCAACUCGAGAGUGGACUUUAGAAGCUGGUGCAUUAGUACUCGCAGAUCAUGGAGUUUGUCUGAUUGAUGAAUUCGAUAAGAUGAAUGAUCAAGAUAGAACAUCUAUCCAUGAAGCUAUGGAACAACAAAGUAUAUCCAUUUCAAAAGCAGGAAUUGUUACAUCACUUCAUGCUAGGUGCUCGAUAAUAGCUGCAUCUAAUCCUAUUGGAGGGAGAUACGAUGCGAGUAUGACAUUUUCAGAAAACGUAGAUUUAUCAGAACCUAUUUUGUCUCGUUUUGAUAUCCUGUGUGUUGUAAAAGACGAAAUAGAUCCUAUGCAAGAUAGGCAUUUAGCUAAGUUUGUUGUAAACUCUCACAUUAGACAUCAUCCAACAAAUGCAGGAAAAGUAAUAUCUACAGAAGAGAAUACGAAUGAUAUAUCUAUUCCACAAGACCUUUUAAAAAAAUAUAUAGUUUACGCAAGACAAAAUGUUCAUCCCAAAUUAACAAAUAUGGAUCAAGAUAAAGUAGCAAAAUUGUACAGCCAGUUAAGGCAAGAAAGUUUGGCCACUGGAAGUUUACCAAUUACUGUGCGACACAUAGAAUGUAUUAUACGUAUGGCCGAAGCAAGUGCUAAAAUGCAUCUACGUGACCAUGUUCAAGAAAGUGAUGUUAAUCUUGCCAUUAGAAUGAUGCUUGAUAGCUUUGUUGAGACUCAAAAAUAUUCAGUAAUGAAAAGUAUGCGCCAGACAUUCCAGAAAUAUUUAUCAUAUCAAAAAGAUCACAGUGAACUUUUAUAUUACAUACUCAGACAGAUUACAUUAGACACUUUAGCAUUUCAAAAAGCUUUACAUGGAGGUCGUAUUACAAGUAUAGAAAUCUCAGAAAAAGAUCUAUUGGAUCGAGCUAAACAAAUCGAUAUAUACAAUCUCCAGCCAUUUUAUGAAAAUGAUAUUUUCAGAACAAAUAACUUUGUUUAUGACUCAAAGAGGAAAGUAAUAAUACAAACACUUCCUGAAAGUAUUGAUGACUAAUGAAACAACACAUUAUAUCAAAGAUAAAAUGAAUUAAGUUACAACUUUAUUUACAUCAUGAUAUACAGACAUAAUUUUUACAGUAAAUUAUACAUUGACGUAAUAGUGUAAUA
Osmia bicornis bicornis is the source of this 2944-nucleotide messenger RNA. RefSeq names its product DNA replication licensing factor Mcm2 (gene Mcm2). Gene Ontology annotation, biological process: mitotic DNA replication initiation; DNA replication; double-strand break repair via break-induced replication. The transcript is spliced from 15 exons. The record is from RefSeq and is a predicted model, not a curated record. Gene Ontology annotation, cellular component: nucleus; MCM complex. Gene Ontology annotation, molecular function: single-stranded DNA binding; single-stranded DNA helicase activity; ATP binding. Bases 207 to 2831 code for a protein of 874 amino acids. Lineage: Eukaryota; Metazoa; Arthropoda; Insecta; Hymenoptera; Megachilidae.